Molecule: messenger RNA, 531 nt
Organism: Pieris macdunnoughi
Lineage: Eukaryota; Metazoa; Arthropoda; Insecta; Lepidoptera; Pieridae
Source: the annotation of a GenBank genome assembly
AUGUCCAGUGAUGAUUUCCAAGUGCAAGACGUCUACAGAUAUUCUAGGAAGUCAUAUAAAAACCAUCACACAAAUAAUAUACAUUACUCAGAAAAUCGAAGAGAAAAUGACUUAGAAUCGCCCAGAAGUGAUAUUUUAAGAGUUCCUGACGCGCGCUGCAGCAGUUGCGACGAUUCUGAAGGAGAAAUAGCCAAUAUUUUGCAUAAAAAAUGUCCUGUUAUUGCAUUAGCUCAGCAGCAGCUACAAAAAAUACUAGAUGAAACUGACAAGCUGUUGUGUGACAAUACACAAUGUUGCAGAUCUAUCUAUGAUUUUGUGGAUAUAUGCAGAGAUGCACUCAGAAACCAGAACCGAUGCGUAUGCUUUUUAGUUUUUCUUAUAAUUGCUUCAUUUUUCAUGGGUCUAAUUUUUGGUGCUGCUUCGUGCGGUACAUAUCAACGAAAAUUUAACAGUCCUAUACUUUCAUGUAUUGAUAAUUACUUUAUAACUGAAAGGUAUAAUCAAGAUGAUUUAACUAGGCUUAUUGUUUGA